Macadamia integrifolia is the source of this 1716-nucleotide messenger RNA. Its product is annotated as indole-3-acetate O-methyltransferase 1-like. Gene Ontology annotation, biological process: methylation. Gene Ontology annotation, molecular function: S-adenosylmethionine-dependent methyltransferase activity. The transcript has 4 exons. The coding region runs from base 190 to 1347 and encodes 385 amino acids. Lineage: Eukaryota; Viridiplantae; Streptophyta; Magnoliopsida; Proteales; Proteaceae. The record is from RefSeq and is a predicted model, not a curated record.
UUCAAAUCUAAAAUAUAAACAAGGAAACACCCUCUUCCCUGCACUGAAGUUCUCUUCACACUACCUCUUUAUAUAUCAAUGUGUACUGGAACACUUCUUAAGCUCUCCUCUCUAUUCUCAAGUUUCCACCCCAAAUCUAAACAACCCAAUUGAUCCUUCUCACUACCAAGCAAGAGGAGUGAAUGAGUGAUGGCUCUCCAAGGAGAUAAUCUUGUUGUUUCUGAAAGGAAGCUUGAGAAAAUGCUUUGCAUGAAGGGAGGCAAAGGAGAGACUAGCUAUGCCAAUAACUCUCAGGCUCAGGCAAAACAUGCUCGAUCGAUGCUUCACCUGCUAGAAAGUACACUCGAUAGAGUGCAACUAGAGUCGCCGGAGACUCCAUUUGCAGUGGCAGACCUCGGCUGUUCAUGCAGCGGCAACACCAUCUCUAUCAUUGACGCCAUCAUCAAACACAUAUCCAAACGUUACGAGGCCAUGGGUUACGAUCCACCGGAGUUUUCUGCCUUCUUCUCCGACCUCCCUUCUAACGACUUCAACACCCUCUUCCAGCUCCUCCCUCCUUUGUUCAUCAACGGUGCCAGCAUGGAAGAGUGCCUCGCCGCCGAUGGCCAUCGCUCCUACUUCGCCGCCGGCGUUCCGGGAUCUUUCUAUAGGCGUUUAUUUCCGGCUAAAUCUAUCGAUGUUUUCUACUCUGCUUUCUCUUUGCACUGGCUGUCCCAGGUGCCGGAGAUCGUGAUGGAUAAGAGAUCAACGGCUUAUAACAAGGGAAGGGUAUUUAUCCACGGUGCAAGUGAGAGCACAGCCAAUGCUUACAAGAAGCAAUUCCAAGAGGACUUGGCAGGAUUCCUAAGAUCACGUUCACAUGAGAUAAAGAAGGGUGGGUCCAUGUUUCUUGUUUGCUUAGGAAGAACAUCUGUAGAACCUUCUGAUCAAGGUGGGGCUGGUCUUCUUUUUGGGACCCACUUUCAGGACGCCUGGAAUGAUCUUAUUGAAGAGGGUCUGAUAGAAAGUGAGAAACGUGACAGCUUCAACAUACCAGUGUAUGCGCCAAGCUUGCAAGACUUCAAAGAGGUAGUGGAAGCCGAUGGAUCCUUUGCCAUUAACAAGCUAGAGGUUUUCAGAGGUGGAAGCCCUCUCAUUGUUAGCCGACCAGAUGACGAGGUCGAGGUGGGCCGGGCCUUUGCCAAUAGUUGUAGAAGUGUUUGUGGGGUCUUAGUGGAUGCACACAUAGGGGACGAGCUUAGUGAGGAACUCUUCAAGCGACUUGAGCCACGGGCAACAGCCCACGCCAAAGAGCUAAUUGAACAACUACAGUUUUUCCACAUAGUUGCUUCCCUCUCCUUUUCAUAGAAAAAGAAAGAGAAAGCAAAAUGAAACCACUCAUAUCCACAAAAUGCAGAAACAGAUCAAAGAUGAUUCUCUUUCAUCCAUGGUGGCCCCUCUCUCUCUCUCUCUCUCUCAAAAGGCUGGAAUAGAUCAAAGAUGGUUCUCUUUCAUUCAUGGUGGCCCUCUCUCUCUUUCUUGUGGGUAUAUGUGUCUUGAGUAUGUGUAAUGAAGGUCACCUAUAUACUUGAUGUGGUUGUCUUUGUGUUCCCUUGAAUCCCAACUUAGUAAGUAAAGUGAAACCCUCUUCAUUUCACUUUCUUUUGUAGCUUAUGAUUGUGUCUACGUAUGAGAAGGUACAUUUGAUGAGAGAGUCUCUCUCUCCGCUUGUGAGAA